This is a messenger RNA of Phanerochaete carnosa HHB-10118-sp, 294 nucleotides long. RefSeq lists its product as uncharacterized. Lineage: Eukaryota; Fungi; Basidiomycota; Agaricomycetes; Polyporales; Phanerochaetaceae. The coding region runs from base 1 to 294 and encodes 97 amino acids. The transcript has 3 exons. The record is from RefSeq and is a predicted model, not a curated record.
AUGGCUGACCAAUUUCUUGGCAACGGGAUUGGUAGCUUGCAUGACAUGACCUUCCUCAUGGCGGACACUGUUGUCAUCCUCAAAGGGCUCGGUGCCGGAUUCACAACUGGCGCCGCAAACUUCAAGAGUGGAACACAGGCCCUCAAGUCGAGUUUCCUCAUUGACCUCGUGGGCAUGUACCCCACAGCGGUGAUGAUGAUGUUGGAGAUGUCAAACCACUAUGCGCAGCGCACGCUGUGCAUGGAUGACAUGCCUACACUCUUGCCUCUGUCUGUGCCUUCCAAUCUGGCGUGA